This is a messenger RNA of Aspergillus puulaauensis, 1614 nucleotides long. Its product is annotated as putative integral membrane protein (Ptm1). The transcript has 7 exons. Gene Ontology annotation, biological process: retrograde transport, endosome to Golgi. Gene Ontology annotation, cellular component: membrane; Golgi apparatus. NCBI's taxonomy places the organism in Eukaryota, Fungi, Ascomycota, Eurotiomycetes, Eurotiales, Aspergillaceae. The record is from RefSeq and is a predicted model, not a curated record. Bases 1 to 1614 code for a protein of 537 amino acids.
AUGAGAAGCUGGAUUCGGGCGCUUGGGUUGUCUGCCUUAUUGGCAGGACUAACUUUUGCAAAUGAAGCGGAAUUGACGCAAGACGCCUCCAAACGGUUACAAUGUUCGGGCAUGUAUAGCCGUAAGGCUUGGGGUGGAAAUACCGACCCGUUCAUCCUGACCAAGUUCGCAAAACUACCGACCGAUGGCGAUUUUGAUCCUAUUGUUAGUCUUUUGAUUUUCGAAUGGAGUGAUGAACCUUUGAUUGGAAGACGUAUAUCCGACGAUCCCGAGGACUACAAAUCGAUUUGCGAUCAAGGCAGCGUGCAAGAGGGAUUAUGCACCUCCGGCCAACUCGGUUCCUUCCUUCUCGCCCCGAACGCCAGCGAUGCCUCUCAGUUUCAUAUUCUCUCGCAGGGAGUACAUCUUAAAAACCCCGAAGCCAUCAACUAUCCGAUAAAGAAGACAGGAUACUAUUGUGUGAGCACGUAUGGCUAUUCUGGCGAUGAUUAUAGGGGCGUCGUGGAGUUCAGGAAUGCGUACGGCGAGCUUCCAGCUGCGCAAAUCCCGAAACUGCCAUUCUAUGGGGGCCUGACAAUCGUGUACGCCGUGGUUGGCUUGUACUGGGCCUUCCUAUACGUUCAAAACCGCCAUGAUAUCCUACCCGUGCAAAAUUACAUUACUGCUAUCUUGGUGUUCUUGAUUUUAGAGCAGUUGAUGACAUGGGGCUUUUAUGACUAUCAAAACCGACAUGGAUUAAAUGUUGGAGCAAAAGUACUGAUGGUUAUCGUUUCUGUCCUCAACGCGAUUCGCACUUCAUUCUCGUUUUUCCUGCUUCUUAUUGUCUGUAUGGGCUACGGUGUGGUCAAGCCUUCCUUGGGUCGAACCAUGGUAUAUGUUCGCAUUCUUGCCAUCACACACUUUGUAUUCGCCAUGAUUUAUGCCGUCGCCAGCUUAUCCAUUACGCCUGAAGCUGCCGGUAUCCUGAUUCUAUUUAUUGAACUUCCGCUUGCCGCAACAUUGACUGCAUUUUACGUGUGGACUUUGAGUUCACUGAAUGCAACUAUGAAAGACCUGAUCGACAGGAAGCAGAAGACCAAGGCGAUGAUGUAUAAGAAGCUAUGGUGGUGCCUCCUCGGGAGCAUUAUCGUGCUAUUUGGCUUCAUUUUCAUCAAUGCUCUUGCAUUCGCUAGCCGCUCCGAGGCCGAUUUCUUGCCCGAGCACUGGAAGAGCCGUUGGUUUGUAUUGGAUGGAUGGCUGAGCAUUGUCUAUUUUGUCGAUCUGGCAUUCAUUGCCUACUUGUGGCGUCCCACUGCCAACAACCGGCGAUUUGCGAUGAGUGACGAGCUUGCUCAAGAUGAUGAUGGCUUUGAGAUUCGAUCCUUCAAUGGAGCUUUGGAUGAAGAGGACGCCCUUGGUGGCUUGGAUGAACAUUCUCCUCAUGAACAGCGCCGUGACCUAUCACCAGUACCUCCCAAGCCUGUUCCUUCCGCCGCACGAACUCGGGAGUCUCUGGAUGCAAUGGAUUCUGAGACAAUCUUCGCCGUUGGUGACGAUCCCGAUAAAUGGACCGAUGACGAGGACUCGCCGCGUAACUCUACUGAAAGGAAGGCACUUACAAAAGAUGUGGAUUAA